Molecule: messenger RNA, 249 nt
Organism: Acanthocheilonema viteae
Lineage: Eukaryota; Metazoa; Nematoda; Chromadorea; Rhabditida; Onchocercidae
Source: the annotation of a GenBank genome assembly
AUGCAAAUAAAUGUAGAUUUACGGGUUUUAUCAUUUGAUGUACCGGCACAGGAAAUUCUUAGUCGUGAUUCGGUAACAGUAUCCGUAGAAGCAGCAAUCUAUUUCCGGAUCAAUAAUCCGGUAGUAUCUGUAACAAAUGUUAACGAUGCUCAAUUUAGCACUAAACUUUUGGCGCAAACGACACUUCGAAAUGUUCUCGGUACUCGAACACUCAGUGAAAUAUUGAGUGAACGUGAUAAUAUUGCCAAU